AUGGCCACGGCACGCAUUAUCUCCUGGAAGAGUGCAUGUUGCCUCCUUCUUAGCCUGCUAUCUCUCCAAUUCGUGCUCCUCUAUUCGACACAAAGCAGCAGUCUCACGAACCGUCUACCUUCCUUUGGAACCUCGAAUCGACAUGAUAAAUCGCGGCCGCCAGGAAGUACAGUCGCUGAUCUUGAACUUGGCACGAUAGAUGCUUUCACCGCCACGCAGUGCAAUCAGACGUUUCCUCAUUUAUAUCGGGACAUUGAACGAGCUGUCCGCUACUGGAAAGACAGGCGCCACACUCUCACCCCUCAGGAUGUGGAUAUCUCCUGGAGGAACGAUGGCGCUCUUCGUAUACUCAUUGUAGAGAAUGAGCUACGCAUACUAGAGACUAAAGGCACUUUUGAUAACACGGGCUAUCGUGUGCGCAUUCAAUCUAUCCUUCAUCUCAUCCAACGAGCCUUAUGGAGCGCGACAAUUGCAGACGAACGUCUACCGACUGUCGAGGCAGCGAUUGUGGUCGACGAUAUGUCCUCCAUCCCUAAUGGAAAGGAUACUCACUCAGUCUGGACAUGGACCUCUCUGCUCAGAGGUGAUGCUGGACAGAAGAACUGGCUGAUCCCUGAUUUCGGCAUGUUCAGCGCACCUGCCACAGGCUCCUUCCUCGAUACCCGAAGACGAGCAGCUCAGCACGACUCUCCAUUCACAGAAAAGAUUCCGAAGGCCUUUUGGAGAGGCGUAAGAUGGACCAACGAAGCGGUGCGAGGAGCUCUUUUGGAGAAAACGAAAGGACAAGAAUGGGCCGAUGCGGCCGUCAUAAACUGGGCAUCUAAGACCAACAUCAUAUCUGCUGACGAGAUGUGCAAGUAUGCUUUUCUGAUUCAUACCGAAGGACGCUCUUACUCCGGACGGCUUCAGUUCCUACUAAACUGCGAUUCGCUCCCGAUCCUUCACGAAUUAGAAUGGAACGCUCACUUCUACCACCUUCUGAAACCAGACGGCGACGAUCAGAACUACAUCUCUGUCAAGAGAGAUUUCAGCGAUCUUCAGAGCAAGGUGGAAUAUUAUCUUAAGCAUCCCGACGAAGCACAGCGAAUCAUCGCGAAUUCCAUCAAUACUUUUCGCAACAAUUAUACUUCUCCUGCCGCGACCAGCUGUUACCUUAGGAGAUUGAUACGCGAAUACAGUACUGUGGCUUUCACCCCGGACGUGAAGAGGUCUGGUAAGCAAGGAGAAGGCACGAAGAGGAGAGGCAUCUCGUUCGAGGAGUGGAUACAUUUGCGAGGCGAGUACAAUGAAGACGCCUGA
This is a messenger RNA of Pseudocercospora fijiensis CIRAD86, 1299 nucleotides long. RefSeq lists its product as uncharacterized. Bases 1 to 1299 code for a protein of 432 amino acids. The transcript is spliced from 3 exons. The record is from RefSeq and is a predicted model, not a curated record. NCBI's taxonomy places the organism in Eukaryota, Fungi, Ascomycota, Dothideomycetes, Mycosphaerellales, Mycosphaerellaceae.